This is a messenger RNA of Hymenoscyphus albidus, 1880 nucleotides long. The record is from the annotation of a GenBank genome assembly. NCBI's taxonomy places the organism in Eukaryota, Fungi, Ascomycota, Leotiomycetes, Helotiales, Helotiaceae.
CGGCCUUCAUGGCCUUCAUCAUCGACCAAACACCAGACAACGAUGUGGUAGUGACACGAUGGCUGGCCCAGAACCAGAACCAGACGCGGAGCCAUCCUACACGGUCUUCAUCCGUCUCCCCUUUCCCAGGGGAGACUUUGUUGAUCCACCACCGGUAAGAAAGUCCGUUCUACACGGAUUGGGUGCGGCAGAGAAGCUGACUUUGGACCCUCAUAGGUUGAAUGGGGAGCUGCCAAAGACGAGGCCUUGUGGGAAAUCCUCUCCAAGUCUUCCAAGAAUAGCGUGAUCGAUUGUAUGUUGGACCUUAUUAGUACCCGAAAACGCAAAUACACCGCUAACAAGUUGUAGGGAAUGAACUGGCCGACAAAUUCCAAGUAACGCUGGCCUUCCUUUUACAACAGGCAGCAUGGCUCUACGAAAUGAACUUAAGACAGGUUCACGCCCAGUUGACCAAGGUCCGAACAGCCAAGGGUUCUACAUCCGCAGCGCCUUCGCCGGUUCCUGGCAGUACAUCUGAAAAUGGAGGAGGUGAAACAAUGAGAAGGACCGGUUCUGGGGGAGGAGGUGACAAAACACUGCUUCGAGCCAUCAUACAUAAGCUCAUAGGAUACAGGUCCACGAGUCUCAUCUGCGCUCUCCGGAAGAAGAGAUACGCCAUCGGCAGGGAAUGAUGGAGUUCCAGGGACCCCAAUACGUGCGAUGGGUAUGUUGUUGUCCUCCUGGAUACACAGCCGUUCUGACUUUCUUAGCUCCACCAUUCUCCCGGACUACUUCAUCAAACAAUACGAUGGGCGCUUCUCGAUACCUUCCUCCCGCCUCACCGCGUCCUCCUAAUACAAAGAUGAACCGUCGUUCACUCUCUCCUAAACCCAAAUCCCGGCCACCAUCGAUGGCAAUCGAGCCAGCAACUCGCUCUCCCCCCCCCGAAAUCCUUUCGUCUCCUGUAUCUUCAUCCUCAUCCGACUCCGACUUUGAACCUCCUGCUCAGAGUCGUCUACUACGACGACCUGCACGUUUCAAGUCAAAGCAUGGCGAUCCAGAAGAUGGGGACGGCUCAGACGACGAACCAGCAUUUAUGCCUUUUGCUGAACCUCCUCAUCACGACCCAAGUGCUACAUUACGAGGUGACCCUCGAAACAUAAGUCGUCGGACAUUACCCAUACACAAGAAGCCGCAGCAAUCACAGACUUCGGAUUCCUCCACAAGUUCGGCUGCCGCACCAUUGAGAGCACGCCCAGAACCCGUAACAAGAGAAAGCUCGCAGAGACAUAGGAUGACUGGUCCAUUAUCGCCUCGAAGAACUGCUGAAUUAGCUGGUAGAAGCCCAAUAUCGAAGGGAAAGGGGCGAGAAGGUAGUGAUGGGACGCCGAGCAUGGGGAGUAGCUUCAGUGAUUUGGAUGGUAAGUCCCAGGCUUAUUGUUGCUGUCUUGCCCCACAGUUCAUUGUGUUAUGUUAACUUGACCAUCAGAUGCAUCCGUCACGCAAAGUGCUCUCGAAGAAGCAUUAAUGAGUAACAUGCAAGCAGGUGGCAUGGCUUCUCGGAUGUCAAGCAUAAGCCAGGCACUGAGGAGUAAAUACCUUUGACGAAAACCUCAUGUAUUAAAUUGUAAUAUGAUGGAGCGCAUGGCGUUCUUUCUUUGGGUAUACUGGAGUUAGGGAAAUAUCAUGGGAGUUAAGGUAAAUACGUACUUCCACAAGGUUAGUUUUCCAAGAUUAGGCCUAUAUCAGAGCCGAGAUAGGAGACCCAAGAUAUGUCAGGGAAUUUUACGGAUAUGUUCUCUUUUUCUGGAGACUCGAGUGCUGUUAUAUAUGUAUGAUUAGUAAUUCUAUAGGGGGGCGUUUCGAAAUCCAGAAUGCAUAUAUCUUCUCUUCUAGAAAAU